Molecule: messenger RNA, 2420 nt
Organism: Trichogramma pretiosum
Lineage: Eukaryota; Metazoa; Arthropoda; Insecta; Hymenoptera; Trichogrammatidae
Product: cyclin-dependent kinase-like 4
Exons: 6
Coding region: 410-1894 (494 amino acids)
Biological process (GO): protein phosphorylation
Cellular component (GO): nucleus
Molecular function (GO): ATP binding; cyclin-dependent protein serine/threonine kinase activity
Source: RefSeq, a predicted model, not a curated record
UGGGCGUAUUUCAAUUUAUGUUGUACAUAAGUUUUAUUUUGCGGGCUGCAUGAUCGUGACUCGUCGCUUGAGCUGCGGCUGACACGCUCCUAGGCCUGCUACAUUUUGGCCAAUCGAUGUGCGUCCGCUUCUACCGCUGCUUUUGCCAUUGUCUAAAUGUAUAAACACCGUUGAAUUAUUUCGACGUAUUUUCAUAUUUUCAAACGGAACUUGGUACUUUUUGAAUCGAGCGGCACGACUCCAAAUCGAACGCUAACGAAACGCAAAAUUACCGUUGAAUAAAUUGGGAUUCGAGUCAUCACGAUUCGACGUCACUUUGAAAAGUCCACGAUCGCGUGUUUACAGCCAAGGCGCAGUGGACGUAAGCAGAAGAAAUGGAUUUUAAAUGGCAGUCUGAAAAAUCAUAAAAAUGGAAAGGUACGAAAACAUUGAAGUGGUUGGAGAAGGCAGCUACGGUAUAGUAAUGAAAUGUCGGCACAAAGAGACUGGCCAGAUAGUGGCGAUAAAAAAAUUUCUCGAGUCCGUAGAAAAUAUUCAUGUAAGAAAACUGGCCUUUCGAGAAAUACGAAUGCUGAAGAGAUUGAGACACGAAAAUCUCGUGAGUUUGAUCGAAGUUUUCAAGCGGAAGAAGCGCUUUUACCUCGUCUUCGAAUACUUGGAUCAUACGAUAUUAGAAGAGCUGGAGGCUGUGGGUGGUGGUCUCGGCUUCGAGUUGUCUCGUCGGCACAUUUUUCAGGUUCUACGAGGCUUGAAUUUCUGCCACCACAAUAACAUAAUGCAUCGCGACAUCAAGCCGGAAAACGUUCUGGUCUCGUCGCACGGGGUAGUCAAGCUGUGCGACUUUGGCUUCGCACGGAUUUCGGGGCCGAACGAGUCGUGCACGGAUUACGUGGCGACCAGGUGGUACCGGGCGCCGGAACUCCUCGUCGGCGACGCUCGUUACGGCCGAGCCGUCGACACUUGGGCGGCUGGCUGCCUCUACGCCGAGAUGCUGACGGGCGAGCCACUGUUUCCCGGUGACAGCGACGUCGAUCAACUCUUCCGGAUCACCAGGCUCAUGGGUGGUCUCUGCCACAGGCAUCAAAGCCUGCUGAACCGCAACAGCAGCCACGGUCGGAGCUUGCGCAAGGCCAGCGUGGAGAGUCUGUCGUAUCGACACGCCACCCUGACGAACUUGAACGGGCCGUCGGCUGCCUCGGCUCGGGGCCCCAGCGGAGGCCUCCGAUCGCUGCGCAAUCAUCUGCCCUGCUGCAGCUCCAGCGGCCUGGACUUUCUGUCGCAGUGCCUGCGAAUGGACCCGGACACGAGGCCCAACUGCGCCCAACUGCUGCAGCAUCCGCUCUUCAUGCAGGACAACUUCGCCGAGCGCUUCCUCGUCGAGCUGCGGGACUACGUGGCCAAGGAGGCGGCGGGAAAUCCUCUGCUGCAGUUGAGACGCGUCGAGGAGAGGAGGUUCAGCGUCAUGUCGCUCGAGGAGCCGCCCAGAGUCUACGCCACCGGAGCCUUGCCGAGGUGGAGCAUGAAACUCGUGAGGGAGCCUUCGGACAAGAUAAGCGCGGACGUCAACGUCAACGCGGACUCCUUGAACCAGACGCGCAAUUGCAACGGACGAGCUAAUAAUCGUCAAACGCCCGAGCAUCCACAGCAAUUACCGAUCCAAAGGAAGCCUCUGUCCCGACCGAGAGAACUGAGCUUCAUCGGCCCGACCAACGUCCAGCCCAACGCGACUUACAUUCGCCGACUGGAGCACAAGGGCCUGCUACCGAUGCUCGACUCGAACAAUGGCAAGAGCUGCACGCUGCCGAUCCUCGCCUCCAAGGAGUCGCUCCUGUCGAGCAGAGUAGCCCCCAAGAGGACAAAGCUCGAUGUCUCGUCGAGCAAUGCGAUCGCGUGACGUUUGGCCGCUGUCGGCCCGGCGCCCUCGCUAGCCCAGACCAAUCAUAGAUAAUACUCUUAUUAUUUGCAGACCCACGUCUUGUUCCUCGUCCCAACUCCUACUGUAAUAAUAUUGUAUAACUGUAAAAAUAUUUAUCUAAUUUAUAUUAGAAAAUGCUUGUUUUUCGUAAUCAAUCAUAUCCUAAUGAUAAAUAAAUCAUGUGAUGACGUGUGAUUAACGUACAUUAUUCUGUGUAAAUAGUCUGCGCAGCAUUUUUUAUAGCAUAAUUCAAGUAUCUCCAAUUUCGCGAACCGUUCAGUUUUCGCUCAUUUACAAAGGAUCAAUAAUAUCAUUUUAAUUGAACAAUUUUCAAUUUUUCCUUCAAAGUAUCUUUGAAAUCAAAGUUACUAAAAAGUAUGAAUAGUUUAUACCUUAAAAAUCUCAGGCACGAUAUGUGAGAUAAAUCAUCAUUCUUUGAAAAAAUACUGCGCUUAUCAAGCCGAUUUUUAUUAUAGUUUAUGUAUGCAAAGAAAAAUUAUUGCAA